Molecule: messenger RNA, 387 nt
Organism: Chelmon rostratus (copperband butterflyfish)
Lineage: Eukaryota; Metazoa; Chordata; Actinopteri; Chaetodontiformes; Chaetodontidae
Gene: msmp1
Product: microseminoprotein, prostate associated 1
Exons: 3
Coding region: 1-387 (128 amino acids)
Source: RefSeq, a predicted model, not a curated record
AUGGAGCUCGCCGGGGUUAACUUUGUGCUUGCAGCUGCAGGGUUUCUUCUGUGGACCAGUGGUGGGUCUGCUGCACCCAUGGAGUGCCACUUUAACUCAAGAGCACUGUGUGUGUUCGAGGGGAGGCACUUCUCGCUGGGUGAAACCUGGAUGGACAACGCUUGCAUGCAGUGCACCUGCCUGCACCCCGUCGGCGUUGGUUGCUGUGAGACGGUGCAUCGGCCAGUGGAUUUCCCUGCGUGGUGUGAGGUGCGGGUGGAGCCAGUGACCUGCAAGGUGUCCCUGGUCCAGGCAGCCGACCCCCGCCUGCCCUGCUCCCCAGGUGACGACAUCAAGGACCCCAGCCACGGAUCGCUUCAGCUGCAGCAGCAGCAGCUUGAAGGGUAG